GUGAACCGGUGGCGGAGAAACCUUGUCAGUUUCUGUAAAUCCCACAUGCUGUAGGCUACAGAAUGACUGCGGCUGCUCUCCCACUCCAGACUUCUCUCUGAGAGGCAGCCCUCUCUUUAUUUUGUCUUCUCCUUCCCCUCUUUUUCUCUGCCAGACGUCAGGAGGAGACACAGGGUUCUUAUUUGGCCUCUUUUGUGUGGGAAACUGAGGGAAACGACUCCUCGCGCUGUUUUUUCAACCUCUUCCUCCUGUCUGCUUUUGAACUCUCUCUCUCUGGAUGUGACGGACCAUGCCGGUGGUAGGAGUAGCCUCCAAGCUCAGACAACCCUCAGUGGGCUCCAAGCCGGUCCACAGCGCUCUCCCCAUCCCCAACCCGGGCAGAACCGCUGCCACACGGGGGCACAUGGCCAGGACCCCAGAGCUGAGGGGGUCAGAAUCCCCCCUGCUCUCCUCCUGUCAGCUGUCACUCAAGUCAGAGUACCAGGAGAGGAGGACGCAGCAGAAACAACAGGGACGGAGCAAGGAGACAGAGGAGAGUAAGAUCUGCAAGAUUUAUACAGACUGGGCCAACCACUACCUGACCAAGUCUGGCUGCCCUCGACUCAUCAAGGACCUGACCAUAGACAUUGCUGACGGAGUUCUGCUGGCAGAAAUCAUCCAGAUCAUAGCUAAUGAGAAAGUGGAGGACAUCAAUGUCAGCCCCAGGAGUCAAUCACACAUGACCGAGAAUUUGGACGCCUGCCUCAGUUUCCUGGACGCAAGAGGAGUGAAUGUACAAGGGCUCUCCUCAGAAGUUUGGGGAAGUGACGAUGCCCUUGACCUGUCGGAACAGCCCAAAUAG
Molecule: messenger RNA, 841 nt
Organism: Oncorhynchus masou masou (cherry salmon)
Lineage: Eukaryota; Metazoa; Chordata; Actinopteri; Salmoniformes; Salmonidae
Product: neuron navigator 3-like
Exons: 5
Coding region: 290-841 (183 amino acids)
Biological process (GO): neurogenesis; nervous system development
Molecular function (GO): protein binding
Source: RefSeq, a predicted model, not a curated record